AUCCCCUUCCAGGCGAGGCGCUAUAGGCCCGAGCCAGCCCCGCCCGCCCGCCUUUCUCUCUCGCUUCUCCUCCUUCAGGCACACUUCUCUCCUCUCCUCUCCUCCUGGACAUGCUCAGCCCUGCUCUGGAUCUCUUCGCCAUGGAGGCCCCGAAGAAGGAGCGCCAGCUCGACCAGGACCGCCAUGACAGCGGCCUGGACUCUAUGAAGGAUGAGGAGUAUGAAGAUCUGGUUCGGGAGCUGGAAGGCAUCCGUUUGCAGCCGGUUCUCCCCGACGUGGCGGCUCCUCAGGCGGCUUGGAAGCAGCAAGUGACCGAAGAUGGAGAUACAUUUCUCCAUCUGGCAAUUAUUCACGAGGAAAAGUCCCUGAGUUUGGAAAUCAUUCGCCAAGCAGAACGAGACACGGCUUUCCUGAAUUUCCAGAAUAACCUCAAUCAGACUCCACUCCACUUGGCUGUGAUCACAGACCAGCCAGAGAUCGCGGAGACUCUCCUGAAAGUCGGAUGUGACCCAGAGAUCAGAGAUUUCCGAGGAAACACUCCUCUGCACAUUGCUUGUGAGCGGGGCUCUCUCAGCAGCGUCGGUGUCCUCACACAGUAUUGUCAGAAGCAAGUCUGCUCCCUCCUACAGUCAUCCAACUACAAUGGCCACACUUGCCUUCACUUGGCUUCUAUUCAAGGUUAUCUGGCCAUUGUGGAAUACCUCUUGUCUUUGGGAGCAGAUGUCAACGCUCAGGAACCAUGCAAUGGUAGGACUGCCUUGCAUUUGGCUGUUGAUCUUCAGAACCAAGACCUGGUGACGCUCCUUUUGAACCACGGAGCAGAUGUGAACAGAGUCACCUACCAGGGCUACUCGCCUUACCAGCUCACUUGGGGAAGGAGCAACUCCUCCAUACAGGAAAAGCUGAGACAGUUUACCACAUUGGACUUGCAGAUGCUGCCAGAAAGUGAAGACGAAGAGAGCUGCGAAUCAGACUCAGAGUUCACAGAAGAUGAACUUCUGUAUGACGACUGUGUUAUCGGUGGACGGCAUGUGCCUUGCUGAAUGUAGAAACUUGCAGAAAGAACAAGGGGACAAAAUGAACAAUUACAAAACUGCACUGCACUGCGCUCUGUUAAAGUGGCAGGUGCUACACAGAGUCCAAUACACUGUUUGGGCAUGAAUGAGUUUGGGUUGUCACACACCGGAAGAUGUCAAGGCCCUUUGAACGUAGGAGUGGAUUGUCCAAAUAACGAAGCAGAAGACAAGAAUUGGAAGGCGUGCUGCCGUAGGCACUGCAUGCGCUGAAAAGGGGGCUGCUCAGAUCCACCAUCCAUUGUGUUCCUUUGGAAAGCAUUCCAUAUAUUUCUGGCCCAUCCUCUUUUCCAAGGACUGAAUUUAGGAGCUCAGUGCCGAACAGUAGAUAGGCACAUUGCAGCCCCAGUGGACGGCUGCUUGUACAUCCACAAGGAGAAUGUCAGAAAACACAAGAGACUCUAUAUUGCAAGCACUUGUGUUGGCAACGUGUAUAUGCUGUAUAUUUUGUGAAUAAUUUUUUUUGCUACUUGAUAAAUGUAUAUUUAUUAAAAAACGUAUUAAGAAAUGAA
Anolis sagrei ordinatus is the source of this 1585-nucleotide messenger RNA. RefSeq names its product NFKB inhibitor alpha (gene NFKBIA). Gene Ontology annotation, biological process: toll-like receptor 4 signaling pathway; cellular response to tumor necrosis factor. The record is from RefSeq and is a predicted model, not a curated record. Gene Ontology annotation, molecular function: NF-kappaB binding. NCBI's taxonomy places the organism in Eukaryota, Metazoa, Chordata, Lepidosauria, Squamata, Anolidae. Gene Ontology annotation, cellular component: cytosol.